Microstroma glucosiphilum is the source of this 480-nucleotide messenger RNA. RefSeq lists its product as hypothetical. Gene Ontology annotation, molecular function: protein tyrosine phosphatase activity. NCBI's taxonomy places the organism in Eukaryota, Fungi, Basidiomycota, Exobasidiomycetes, Microstromatales, Microstromataceae. Gene Ontology annotation, cellular component: nucleus; cytoplasm. The transcript has 4 exons. Bases 1 to 480 code for a protein of 159 amino acids. The record is from RefSeq and is a predicted model, not a curated record.
AUGUCCUUCAAACCACCAUAUCGGUAUAUGACUGCCUCUUCUCUCUCUUCCAUACUCAAAGCAUCGCCUGCCACUUCCAAUGUGCCGCGCAAGAACAUAGCAAUUGUGGACGUACGGGACGAUGACUUUGAAGGCGGGAACAUCGUGGGGUGCAUCAAUGUGCCCUCGACACAGAUGAGCGACGAGAGGGUCAAGGAACUAGUCAAGGACCUUAGAGAUGUCCCAACCGUCGUUUUCCACUGCUCCCUCUCGCAGCAACGUGGCCCAAAAGCCGCACGCAUCUACUCCGAAGCCCGUCAAGCAGCACUCGCAUCGAGCCAAGUUUCUCCUAUGACCAGUAAGCAGAGCACUGCUGGCGAUGAGCAGAGUGGACAGGAGAUCUACGUUCUGCGGGAUGGGUUUGCCAAUUUUGGGCAGGUGUACAAGGGCGAUGCCACAUUAGUGGAGAAGUAUGAUGAGGAGGCAUGGGCUUGGCGGUGA